AUGGCAGAUGAACCCAGCCCCCUCGACCAGUUCUCCCAGCUCGUUCAGCGUAUCGGUACUAUCAAAGAAGCCGAAGUUGCAGCUGCCUACGACCGUCUCAAGUCUGUCACUGCCGAUGAGCUCUUGGGGAGAUGGCAGGGAUUCAGUCUGGACACAGGGCACCCGCUUCACCGGCUAUUGACAACCUUCAAGUGGGCUGGGAAGGAUUUUCACUCGGUGGACGAUGUUGACCCUAUCAUGAUGUACAACGCACAGGACGAGCGGGUGUGGUAUCAAGAGUACGGCCAUGCAAGUCUCCGCCAGGUGGAAUAUCGCGGGAUCGUUUCAACGGCCAUGAUAUACGACAGAUUCCCCAUCAUCGAUUCGUUUAGAUAUGUGGCCGACAACGUUGUCAUGGGGGCCAUGGAAAACAAGGACAUGAAAGAUUCAGGAACAUACUACUUUUACCUUAAGAAAUUGGAGAUGAAUUAG
Penicilliopsis zonata CBS 506.65 is the source of this 471-nucleotide messenger RNA. RefSeq lists its product as hypothetical. The transcript has 3 exons. Lineage: Eukaryota; Fungi; Ascomycota; Eurotiomycetes; Eurotiales; Aspergillaceae. The record is from RefSeq and is a predicted model, not a curated record. The coding region runs from base 1 to 471 and encodes 156 amino acids.